UAAAUUAAAUUAAAACAAAUAAACGCCCCCGGCUCAGCGGCCGGAGAGAAGCCGCCCCCCCCCCCUCCCCUCUCCUCCAUCCCCGCUGGAGUGUGGCCCAUGAGGAGGGAAACAGCCCCGCUCGGCGCCCAUGCCCAGCUCCCGGGAGGACGGAUGCGGCCCGAGCGCCGACCCCUGCGUCCCCGGGCCUGACUCCCGUCCGACCUCGGCGGCGGCGGUGGUGCCGCCGGCGGGCUUGGCUCCGGCCUCUAGCCGCCCCGGGCCUCCCCCGUCCGGCUGCUGAUCUCGGUCUCCGACUCUCUCUCUCUCUCUCUCAGUCUCUGUCUCUCUCUCUCCUCCUGGUCGCCGGAUUACUGAGAGGUGGGUGGCCCGCUCCGCCCGCCCCGGCCCCAGGUCCAUGGCUUUCAUCAUGAAGAAGAAGAAGUUCAAGUUCCAGACGCUCUUCAGCCUGGAGGAGCUGGCCGCCGUCCCCUUCGUCAACGGGGUGCUCUUCUGCAAAAUCCGCCUCUUGGACGGAGGGGACUUCACCCAACUCUCGACCAGAGAGGAAGUUCAGGAGAAUUGUGUUCGUUGGAAGAAGAAAUUUAAUUUCAUCUGCAAGAUGAGUGCAAAUCCCGCAACUGGUGUACUAGAUCCGUGUAUCUGCAGAGUAUCUGUACGUAAGGAACUGAAAGGCGGAAAGACAUUCUCUAAGCUUGGGUUCGCUGACCUCAACCUAGCGGAGUUUGCAGGUUCAGGCUCCACUGCACGCUGCUGUUUAUUGGAGGGUUAUGACACAAAGAAUACUCGUCAGGACAACUCUAUCCUUAAGGUCACCAUAGGCAUGCAACUGUUGUCAGGAGACCCAUGUUUCAAAACGCCUGCAUGUACUGCCAAGUCUAUCGCAAUCCCAGGCCAAGAUAGCUCCUUGCAGCUGGACUGUAAGGGGGAUGGGACCACAGGCAAAAAUGUUGCCUCCGGUGGCUUGCAUUCAGUGAGGCAGCCAAAACCUCGGCCUCCACUCAGUUCAGGCCUGACCGAAGAUGCAGAUCAGACCCCGUCCAGCCCAGAUGAAGUGUUUCAAACUGGUCAUUCUCGGAAUUCCAGCUAUGCCAGUCAGCAUUCUAAAGUGUCAGGUUACAGCACAGAGCACUCACGGUCCUCUAGUCUUUCGGACCUAACUCACCGGCGUAACACAUCCAGUAGCAGCAGUGCCUCUGGAGGGCUCAGCAUAACCGUUGAGAGCACAGAAGGGGAGAAGGAACAAAAAGUGGAGAAACCACCCCGGCCCCCGAGGCCAGCACUUCCACCUGACAGGCCAUCCAGGUACACAGCUGUUCUCUUUAAAAGAGGUAGUUCCCUAUCUCUGGAUAGUGCACAUCCUGAUAGCAGGACCCAUAGAAGGCGGAAGAAGGAAACUGUGGAGAGUCAACCCACUUGGGUCGAUGACACCAGGAUUGAUGCAGAUGACAUUGUGGAAAAAAUCGUGCAGAGUCAAGAUUUCACAGAUGUCAGUAAUGCUGAAGACAGUAAUUUAAGGCUGUUUGUGAGCAGAGAUGGAACAACAGCACUCAGUGGCAUUCAGCUGGGAAACAGGGUAUCUGCAGGUGUCUUUGAGCCUGUUGUUAUUGAGAGCCGCUGAGAAGCUUGUGAGCCCCUCUGCACCUACUUAACCACUUUCCAUUUGAGCUCCUUGCCUACUGCACAUCUAGUCUUAUUCAUCAGGUCAUGCUGCCCACCAGCCCAGCUGGACUGAAGGAGGAGGGUGGCCAUUUCUAUCCAACAACCCCAAGAAGUGGCCGACGUUGAUUCUGACCGCAUUGGAGUAAUUGAGUGGGACACAAGUCCCUAAAAAAGGAUCUUCAUUCCUUUGUCACAAAAUCUUCUGAACCAGUACAGCUUUUGGGACUUAAUUUGAAAAAUAAUUUUCUUGACUUUAAAAUGUUUCCAAAACCUUUUCGAAAUGCAACAAUUAAAUACCAAAACUAUUUGGCUGUGAGUUUGUUAAAAAGGUGACAGUUUUUCCUUGAGAUGUUGUGGCAGUGUUAUUUCAUGGUAAAACCAGAGCGCACAUAAAAACUGUUUUCUCCCCAUUCCUCAGCCAUUUACAGACCAGGGCUAAGGACUGCACUGCACACCACCAUGUGAAUCUUUGACUGCUGCAUAAAGAAAAAAUUACUUUUAAAUGCUUUUAAAGAUUUUAUUGUGUUUAGCCCCAAAUAUUUAAGCUGCCAUGUGUGUGCAGAGAACAGUUUGUUUUACACAACCAAAAUUGAUUGUGGUUUUGGUCAUUAGUUUUUCAUUUAAUUUUAAACAUUAAUUGCCAUCAAGAAAAGGACGGGCCAUUAUGUUUUCACAGUAAAACACGAUGACCCAAUUCCAAAUCAAUGAAUCAACUAUGACGCCAUCAGUGGACACAUCAAAUACGGUGAUGUCUUGUACAGAGUAUUUGUGUACCUGUGGGGUGUUGUAUUUCUCCUGAAAUGAAGUAAUAGGACUUUUUUUUCCUUUGUCUAGUUAUGACAUUAUUCAUGUUUUCUGAUGCUUCCUACGCAAGUCAGGGACUCGACAGUUUCAUGUAUGUCAAUGUUCCUUUAAUAAUGAAUGUUACGGGAGCACAUUUCUUUAUAGGCAGGGAGCAGGUUCACUCAUUUUUUUUAAAAAAAUCACUUUUUAAAAUCUGUGCUUCAGAAGAAAAAUCCAAUGUGUUUUACCAUGCACUAUCUGAACACUUACUAAAAAGGCUGGCUUUAAAUGCUCAAGAAAAAUAUUAAAGUCAAGUGGCAUGCUGUUGCAAUAACAGUAACCUAGUCAGAAAUUAUUCUGAAGAAAAGUACAUUCUGUGUGCUCUACUACCUACUUGCAGAGACUAGUGAUGCACCACUGAACCAGGCAAUAGAUGACUAUUAAUACCUUUUAAUUGUUACCCAACUGUUCAGAACAGGGGUGGGCAAGUCUUGCCUUUGCAGAAUUGCUGAUGUUUCCUUGCAGCUGAAUUAUAUUUCAAGUGCAGGCAGCUGAUUCUAAAACUGGAAUUUGUCUCAAAGUCCAUUGGCAAGUGGCCUUUAAUAGAGGCCUUUCUUGCUUUGAAACAAGGUUCCUGUAAACCUUCAGGGCUGGAAUUGUUUUUUUUUUCCCUGAAUUGUUUCUGGAACAGCGGAGCAGAACCUACUGCCCCAUUGAUCUGAGGGAUGUGUUUAAAGAAGUGCCACAGAUUUCUGCUACACAACAUUAAUAGCUGACUCUUUUUUUCAGCAAUACUAUGCUAUUGCAACGCUCAGCUGUUGAAAUAUCCAACAAUGAAAAUUGAGCACUCCAUGGUUUUUGCUGGCCUUUCAGGCUGCAAGUGUAUAAUCUGAUGGUCCAGAUCUUCGACUUUUCAGUCCUGAGUCAGUAUGUUGUGAGCAAUAUCUGUCACCUCUAAUGGAACAAAUGAUGCCUAGAAGCUGUAGCUCUUUAAUGAUGUCAUUUUCCUGUUCCUGUCUGAAUGUCCUGGCGUUGGGUUAGCUAUGCACUUUGAAGACUUAUACAUUUCCUACACUAUUCUUAUCGUCUUGCUUAUUGCAUGCCACCUGUGAAUAUUGUGCCUCAGUUUGACGUAUUGUGAACGGUUAACUUGUCCACUAUCCGUAUCUGUGGUAUAUUAGGCCUAAAAUACAAUGGCUGUGAUGAAUCUUA
Molecule: messenger RNA, 3657 nt
Organism: Carcharodon carcharias (great white shark)
Lineage: Eukaryota; Metazoa; Chordata; Chondrichthyes; Lamniformes; Lamnidae
Product: protein FAM102A-like
Exons: 11
Coding region: 398-1621 (407 amino acids)
Source: RefSeq, a predicted model, not a curated record